AUGACACCUAAUGCAAAUUCCCUACCUCUUGCGAUCGACACCCCAACUUCCCCUACAACUCUAGACACCAACCAACCAUCUCUCAAAAGAAAACUGUCAAUAGAUCACUCUCAACGACCAAAUCCAACCCAAACCAAUCGCGUUGUUCUAGCAACAGAUCACGAAUGCCGCCCUGUUCGUCUAGAACCCCCAGAACGACAAACAGUUCAAUCAACACAGCCAAGAUGGCACAGCCAAUCAUACAUGGUCUUUCUUGCCCUUCGUCAACACCCUGAACGUUCAUUACCACGCACAGAUCUAAUCAGGGCAGCGCUUGCCUUGGACAAAAAAAUUAGUGAAGAGCGUCAAUUACCACGGGUUUUUCGGGGCAAGACACCUAUGAAUUCGGCAUCUGCAAUCUUGACAUACAACAGUGAUCGUUACUUCGUUCCAUUCAAACCAGAAGGCAGUCGAUCUACCCAUUUCAGGCUCGCUUACGAACCUGGCAAUUUUUCAAAAGCAGUACAGGAGUAUCGCAAAUGGGAAAAGAAAUUAGCAGAGCAUGACUGGCCUUAUUGCUUUGGUGAAGUUAAACCAUCUGUUCUGGCUGCCAAAAGAGAACAACAACAACAACAACAACAACAACAAGACCAAAAAGAAACCACCCCUCCAUUAUUACCCUCCAACUCUUCUAUUUCGUCCUCCUCAUCUCUAUCCUCAUCUUCAUUAAAUCCAACUGAAUUUGAUACUUUUAUAGCCGAUCGUACAGCCCUGUCUCUUUCUCCACCCCAAAGUCCUGAUCUGAUCAAACCAGACCUCAAACCAGACCUCAAACCAGACCUCAAACCAGACCUCAAACCAGACCUCAAACCAGAACCUAAACCAGACCUCAAACCAGAACCUAAACCAGAACCUAAACCAGAACAUAAACCAGACCUCAAAUCAGAACAUAAACCAGAUCAAGCAUCUAACCCUAGUUCUGAUAUUAAUAUUCCUGCCACCCAAGUGUCUGACAGCUGGAGCCUCGACGAGCUGGAUCUCACAAAUGUACCAGCCUCUUGGCACGAUAUUCUGAAGGUGGAUGACUCCAAAAUCCCUGGUGCAGGCAAAGGUCUCUUUGCCACACGUCGAUUACCAAACAACACACCGAUUGGAUUCUAUUUUGGAGUCCCAAUGACAGAAGAUGAAUUUGAUUCACUCAAGGACAACGUAGGCCGUGCUUCAGAAUACUCGAUCAUGUAUCGCAAGACAGUUUUGGAUGCAACUGAUGAAAAUGGACUUCCUUAUAAUGAUCCAGAGGGUCCAAUGUAUUGCCCAUUUCAUUACAUGAAUGAAACCAAUGAAGCACAAGCCAACAUAAGCUUCCUUGAAGGUGCAGUGGUUAACCAGGUUAUCUGUUGGACAAAACGAGUUAUUGAACAAGGCGAAGAAUUGUUUGUCUGGUACGGACGAGAUGUUAAUAGACACUGGACUGAAACUAAAGGGUUUAGAGUCGAAUGAAUCCUAAGAUGAGUCUGCUUUUUUUUAUGUGUUGUAUUUAUUUAUUUAUUUAUUUUAUUAUUUUUCAAUAAAUACAAAAAAAA
Messenger RNA from Phycomyces blakesleeanus NRRL 1555(-), 1562 nucleotides. RefSeq lists its product as hypothetical. The record is from RefSeq and is a predicted model, not a curated record. NCBI's taxonomy places the organism in Eukaryota, Fungi, Mucoromycota, Mucoromycetes, Mucorales, Phycomycetaceae. Gene Ontology annotation, molecular function: protein binding. The coding region runs from base 1 to 1479 and encodes 492 amino acids. The transcript is spliced from 2 exons.